This is a messenger RNA of Alligator sinensis (Chinese alligator), 1415 nucleotides long. It is a transcript of the gene BATF, whose product is annotated as basic leucine zipper ATF-like transcription factor. Gene Ontology annotation, biological process: regulation of transcription by RNA polymerase II. Gene Ontology annotation, cellular component: nucleus. Gene Ontology annotation, molecular function: RNA polymerase II cis-regulatory region sequence-specific DNA binding; DNA-binding transcription factor activity, RNA polymerase II-specific. The coding region runs from base 650 to 1036 and encodes 128 amino acids. The record is from RefSeq and is a predicted model, not a curated record. The transcript is spliced from 5 exons. NCBI's taxonomy places the organism in Eukaryota, Metazoa, Chordata, Crocodylia, Alligatoridae.
GCCACUGAGCUGGUGUGUUGGUUUGUGUUUUAGUUGGUGGUUUGAGUAGGACUGGAAGGGGGCAAGAGGAGGUCCCAGUAGUGCCAGCAAAGCACAUGAGGUUUGACCCUGCCAGGAGGGCAGAGUAAGCAGUAGUACAGUGGCUGAGAGAGGCUGAGCCAAGGCCAGAGCCCAGGCAGCAAGAUCAGGAGCUGAAGGAGACAUCGUGGGCAUCUUAAAUGGUCCCUGCCAUCCCAGCUGAUCUUCAGAAGCAACUGAGACUCUUAUCAGUCAUUUCUGAGCCUCCUGCUAUGGUCAUCAGAUAAGUAGGAGGUGCUCAUUAUUCCAGUUUUGGCAGCUUGCAUCCCCCGUAUAUUCUGAGAAACCACAGAGGGCCAGAGCCUAAAGACACUGACAUAUUACUGCAGAGUGCAAUUACUCUGAGAGAGGAGAGACACCGGGCAGGACCAGGGCGCACAGCAGAGAAAGUGAUACUGGGCAAGGGAGAGCCACAGCCUGCCAAAGAGACAGGCUGGGGGACCGAGGCAAAGAGAUUGCCCAGGGGAGAAAGAGGAGAACACAGGAGAGGGGAGAGUAAAAGCAGAAGACACCAGGAGUACAGAGGACAGAAAGGAAGCCAAAGAAGCCUUGGCAGAGGGAGGCAGGAGCCAUGCCCCAUAGCUCGGACAGCAGUGACUCCAGCAGCUUCAGCCAGUCUCCCCCACCCAGCAAGCAGGACUCUUCUGACGACAUGAGGAAAGUCCAGAGACGGGAGAAGAACCGCAUUGCUGCCCAGAAGAGCCGACAGAGGCAGACUCAGAAGGCAGACACGCUUCACUUGGAGAGUGAGGACCUGGAGAGACAGAAUGCUGCUCUGCGCAGGGAAAUCAAGCAACUGACAGAGGAAAUGAAGCACUUUUCCUCAAUGCUGAGCUCCCACGAACCCCUCUGCUCCAUCCUGACCUCGCCGCCCCCGCCACCGCCUCACCCAGAGGUGCUCUAUGCAACACACUCCUUCCACCAGCCCCACAUCAGCUCCCCACGCUUCCAGCACUGAGCCAGCUACCAGGACACACAGCCUGCAGACUGCGCAGAUGAAAAGCAGAGACCCAUAGGGCUCAUUCAUUGGUCCAUUUGAGGAGCACAGACUGGUACAGCUAUUCUUGGCCCUCCUUCAAGCAUAUGCUGAGAGUGAUAUGUCCAGGACAUGUCUCCUGUGCCCACAUGGAGGGAUGGCAGGACACAUCGCUGGGGCAGUGAAAUCUAGGAUUGCUGGGGAAGGGGAAGCAUGCGCAGAAUGGCACCAAGCCCUUGGCUGUUGUUUGCUGGAGGACACUGGCAUGGGUCUGGGACACAGGAACUUUCUCUCCACGUGAGCAGGAGGCUGGAGACUGUACCUGCAAAUGCUCCAGCAAGAGGAACAUGGGAGAUGAGGG